Microthlaspi erraticum is the source of this 2256-nucleotide messenger RNA. NCBI's taxonomy places the organism in Eukaryota, Viridiplantae, Streptophyta, Magnoliopsida, Brassicales, Brassicaceae. The record is from the annotation of a GenBank genome assembly.
AUGUGGAGGCUGAGAAUCGGAGCUAAGGCAGGAGAUAACCCUUACUUGUGCACCACCAACAAAUUUCUCGGAAGGCAGAUAUGGGAGUUUGAUGUCAACGCAGGCUCUCCAGAGGAACUUGCUGAGGUUGUGGAGGCUCGCCAAAAUUUCUCACAAAAUAGGUCAACUUUCAAGGCUAGUACGGAUCUCCUUUGGCGUAUGCAGUUUUUAUGGGAGAAGAAGUUCGAGCAGAAGAUUCCUCGAGUUAAAAUAGAGGAUGCAGAGAAAAUAACGUACGAAGAAGCGAGGGCGGCACUAAGAAGAGGAAUACAUUAUAUGGCGGCAUUGCAAGCUGAUGAUGGACAUUGGCCUGCUGAAAAUGCUGGUUGCAUGUUCUUCAACGCCCCAUUUGUCAUAUGCUUGUAUAUCACUGGCCAUCUGGAUCAGAUCUUCUCUCAGGAGCACCGGAAAGAGAUGCUGCGUUACUUGUACAACCAUCAGAACGAGGAUGGUGGGUGGGGAAUACACAUCGAAAGCCACAGUUUUAUGUUCUGCACGGUCAUCAACUACAUCUGCCUAAGAAUUUUUGGAGUAGAACCUGAUCAUGAUGGUCAACAAAGUGCUUGUGCAAGGGCUCAUAAAUGGAUCCUUGAUCACGGUGGUGCUACUUAUACGCCAUUGUUCGGAAAGGCUUGGCUUUCGGUUCUUGGAGUGUAUGAAUGGUCUGGCUGCAAACCAAUACCACCAAAGUUCUGGUUCAUUCCUUCUUGGUUUCCUAUUAGUGGAACUAAAUCAACACCUCUCGUCUUAAAGCUUCGUGAAGAGCUUUAUCCUCAGGCUUAUGCGGAUAUUGAUUGGAGCCAAGCUCGCAAUCAAUGCGCAAAGGUGUUUCAUAUGCUUGCUUGUUGGGUUGAAGAUCCAGAGAGUGAUUAUUUCAAAAAACAUCUUGCUCGAGUCCCUGGUUUCAUAUGGAUUGCGGAGGAUGGCCUGAAAAUCCAGACUUUUGGUAGCCAAAUAUGGGAUACAGCCUUCUUGUUACAAGUCAUGUUAGCCGCUGAUGUUGACGACGAGAUUAGAUCAACGCUCAUAAAGGGAUACUCUUACUUGAGGAAAUCUCAGCUUACAGAGAAUCCUCCUGGUGAUUAUAUCAAAAUGUUUAGAGACAUAUCAAAAGGAGGGUGGAGUUUUUCGGAUAAAGAUCAAGGAUGGCCAGUUUCAGAUUGUAUUUCUGAGAGUUUAGAGUGCUGCCUGAUAUUUGACAACAUGCCAUCUGAGUUUAUUGGUGAGAAGAUGGAUGUGGAGAGGCUUUAUGAUGCCGUCAAUAUGCUUCUCUACUUGCAGAGCGAUAAUGGAGGUAUAGCCAUAUGGGAGGCAGCAAGUGGGAAAAAAUGGCUAGAGAUGAUUGAGUUUAUGGAGGACACAAUCAUCGAGCAGGAGUAUCUAGAAUGCACGGGUUCAGCGAUAGUAGUGUUGGCUCGAUUCGUGAAACAGUUUCCAGAGCACAGAACAAAAGAGGUCCAUAGGUUUAUAACGAAGGGUGUGAGAUACAUAGAGGACAUGCAAAUGCCAGAUGGUUCAUGGUAUGGGAACUGGGGUGUAUGUUUCAUCUAUGGAACCUUCUUUGCAGUCCGAGGUCUAGUGGCUUCAGGCAAAACUUACGAGAACUGUGAGGCGGUUCGUAAAGCGGUUUGGUUCCUUCUCGAGAUACAAAAUGUAGAAGGCGGUUGGGGAGAGAGUUAUCUCUCUUGCCCUUAUAAAAAAUAUACUCCUUUGGAUAAUAACAAGACCAAUGUGGUGAACACAGGACAAGCAAUGAUGGUUCUAAUUAUGGGUGGUCAGAUGGAGAGAGACCCUUUGCCUGUUCAUCUCCGAGGUCUAGUGGCUUCAGGCAAAACUUACGAGAACUGUGAGGCGGUUCGUAAAGCGGUUUGGUUCCUUCUCGAGAUACAAAAUGUAGAAGGCGGUUGGGGAGAGAGUUAUCUCUCUUGCCCUUAUAAAAAAUAUACUCCUUUGGAUAAUAACAAGACCAAUGUGGUGAACACAGGACAAGCAAUGAUGGUUCUAAUUAUGGGUGGUCAGAUGGAGAGAGACCCUUUGCCUGUUCAUCGUGCCGCAAAAGUCUUGAUCAAUUCGCAGAUGGAUAACGGCGAUUUCCCACAACAGGAAAUAAGGGGAGCUUACAAAAUGAAUAUGCUGCUACAUUAUCCAACCUAUAGGAACAUGUUCACUCUUUGGGCACUCACAUAUUACACGAAGGCUCUGCGCCUGCUCUUCUGA